GUGUGCUUUGUGGUAAACGGUCUCUCGCGGGAUUGAGUAAUGAAAUCUGUCUACUCUUAUCGAUGUCGGGUGUUCUUGCUGCUAUGGGUAUGUGGCCUGCAUUUAUUCCUCCAUGGACACAUACGUGUGUCCGCAUGCACCGAGAAAAUCUGUAUGACCAUCCCUUCAUGAGGAAUGUUACUGAUGGUCUCCACCUAUGUCUUUUGUUCUCGGACCACAGCUUCAACUGGAUAUGUGCUUGAUCACACGCUAUGCUCUAAGUCAAGAUAACAUCGCACCACUCGUGAUAUGUUUUCCGUUCGCGUCUGCACACUCAUGCGUCUAGACUUGUGAACUGAAUUGCUUGAGCAUCACCAUCCUUGGCGACAGCAACGGCGGACUGCUGCAAGACAAAACAAGUGCGCCUUGUUCAUCUGUUUAGGCCCGAAUUAUACUGAUGUCUCGGAUGCGGGCCCCGAAAGACAAAUGCACGCUCGUGUUUGUGACGACCACUUUGUAUUCAUCUCGACAGUCUUAUUGUUUGCUGGCUGCCCAAUCCGGGCCUGCUGCAACUACGACCAUCAUGGACCCACAACGACAGGAUUUAUAGGCAGCACUGAAGGGACAAUGUCCACAUCAUAUCCACCCGCGCAAGCUCAUCCCCUGCUCGUUGAUCGACGCAGCUGGUUCAUCCUUGGUGCUUACGCUUAAUCAGGUCCUGUCCAUUCCUACGCUACGGUCCACCACGAUGACUACUCAUGAUCCAAUCAAGCACAUCAUCAGCCCCUUGCUCAUUGACGCCUUUGCGCCUUUUUCCUCUAACGAGUUCCUCCGACCACCUUCCACGUCCAGCACGUCCAGCUCGGAGACCCUCUGCGAUGCUCAGCCACUCACUGGAAUUCUUCUCAUAUUUCCCGAGAAAGGAAAGAUUGUUUCCGAUGAACUCUGUCGUGACCCUGCACAGCCUUCCACGCUUCCCUCUCCCCAUUCAGGCUGUACGAGCGGAAGCAGUGCACACAACUUCGAGAAUGGCAGAGAGCACUUGCUUGAAAUGGAUGUACUGCCUGAGCUCUCCUUGGGUCUCACGUCAGCUGUCAGUAACUGUACGAGCUUGACAGACAUUCCCCUCUCUCCUCUUUACAUGCCUCCCUUACCAUCCUUCCCUUGCUCAAUGAAUUACUCUACCGAUGACUCGUUCACUCUGAUGACCUACCCUUCGGAAGACCACUACUGGUCCUCCAACAUCCAAGUGUACUCAGCGCGUGGCGAUGACUUCACCAUGUCGGACAAAAGUCAAGCGCAAUUACCAAUCACUGAUGCAACGGGUGCUCCUCAAUUCGUCGUGAUCCCACACUUAUCUGCGCCACAACCUAAGCCUGCUACAGCUGGUGGCUUGCCCUUCUUGUACGCACCACCAGCUACAGCCUUAGGUUUGGUGAGUGAAAAAUCUCGCCUGGUCGCUCAAUUGGAAAGGCGGGCUCGUGAGAGGGAGGGCACGACCACGGCGCCCUCAACUCAUGCCCGACCUUCACCCCUGGAUCAUCGUCAAGACUUGCCAUCAGCUUCUAAGCGUCCAUCUUACGCUGCUAGUCCACUGUCUCGACCCUCUGAAUAUGCGCUUUUGCGAACUCCCCUAUUUCCUACGGCUGCUCCCUUCAACGGAUCUGCAUUGGCUGAUCUUCUGCGAGAUGAUACGAGGAGCGGACAGGCUACUGGUCGUAUAGAUUCUCUAUCGGUUACAUCUCCUGCUUUCAGCGUUCUUGGUUAUGCCAAGGUCGAUGCAUCAAAAGCAUCUUCAUUUCCUACACCUGGAUGUCCGCGUCAAGCUUGUGCCGAUCUCCCAGAGAUCUCUGACACCAUCCCUUUUGGAGACUACAACCCAUGGCCCGUUGCCAACACACCAGUCACUUCUGUCCCUUAUAAUGACGCUUCUUCCGCUCAGGUGCACUGGGCAACAGUGUUCCCGCCAACUCGGCCUUCGCGAGUCCAAGCGAACCAAGAAGAAGCAGACCACCCGAGGAACACUAGCAGACUAACCAAGGGAGGCAGCUUUUCCGAGGAACAUCUUCAAGACUUGGAUGGUGAUAUGGCUCAGGCAUUACGGGAUGUGUUGUCGCAGUUACAGAAAUGUGCCAAUAUCACAUUUCCUGUCCAACGUCGCGUUAUGUCCUGUAUGCCGCUGAAUUACGAUUCCGCUCUCCUUUGCAGAGGGCUAAAUGGUGUACUCUUUCACCUUCGCUCUGUGCUGCUGGAAGGUGUCCCAUUUCUGGUGCGGCUUCCGGACGACGAACGAUCUUGGAAAUGGUUGCGUCACUAUAGAUCUGUGAUCUCAUCUUUGCAAAGGAAUAUCGUAAACUAUCUUCACCUGGCUUUGCUCAUAUCUCAAGGUUCUAUUGGGUCUCGGAACAUCGACCGCAUACUUGACAAGCUAGGACAAUACGACACAAAGUUUCAAGACAUUUCAAGCCGCUUGAUGAAACUCCAUAAUGUUGGUGAAAUCUUAAUCAUGCGCUCUCGUCUUGAAGCAUCGCGGCUUGCGACUCAGCGUGCUUUGGAUGCUGAACGAGGACGCCGGAAUGCUUACGCGGCCCUGCGGAAACAGGAUAAAGCAUACAGACACGAACUAAGGGAACAAAUUCGUUCCAGGAAGCGGGCAAUCCGGUCUCGAACGAGGAGCUCAUAGUAGCAACUCGUUGCUCGGGUUCUUCUGCGCAAACGUAUAUUUCGUGAUACCCUCCCUCAGUCGUAGGAACAAUUUAUGACCUGUCAUGACCCUAUGCAUAGUUUCCAAUGUACCAUAUCAUUUCUUAGUCUUGUCAUCGUAAUCCAUUCCUUGUGCAUAUAGUGGGCUUCGUGGGUGUUCCUGUAAUUGUCUUCUCCUUAAUGAUCAUUCGUGUUCAAGAUGUC
Somion occarium is the source of this 2886-nucleotide messenger RNA. Lineage: Eukaryota; Fungi; Basidiomycota; Agaricomycetes; Polyporales; Cerrenaceae. The record is from the annotation of a GenBank genome assembly.